AUGAAGCGACCGAAAUUAAAGAAAGCAAGUAAACGCAUGACCUGCCAUAAGCGAUAUAAAAUCAAAAAAAAGGUUCGAGAGCACCAUCGAAAAUUGAGGAAGGAGGCUAAGAAACGGGGUCACAAGAAACCUAGGAAAGACCCAGGAGUUCCCAACAGUGCUCCCUUCAAGGAGGCUCUUCUUCGGGAAGCCGAGCUGAGGAAACAACAGCUUGAAGAACUGAAACAGCAGCAGAAACUUGACAGGCAGAAGGAACAGGGCAAGAAAAGGAAAUUUGAAGCUAGCUUUGGGGCUGAGCCAUCUGACGUGGAUCCUGUGAAGGAGGAAUUUGGCCAACACAAAGCUAAGAAAGCAAAGCUGGCUAAACAGCAUCCAAAGAAGUUGUAUUGUCAGGAACUUAAAAAGGUGAUUGAAGCCUCAGAUGUUGUGCUGGAAGUGUUGGAUGCCAGAGAUCCUCUUGGUUGCAGGUGUCCCCAGGUGGAAAGUGCCCUUCUCCAGGGUGGACAGAAAAGGCUGGUACUUGUAUUAAAUAAAUCAGAUUUGGUACCAAGGGAAAAUUUGGAGAAUUGGGUAAAUUAUUUGAAGAAGGAGUUGCCUACAGUCGUGUUCAGAGCCUCAACAAAUAUGAAGUGCAAAAGAAAGAUAACCAAGGUGAAGGAAAGGAAGAACAUUCCAUUCAAAACUGAAACCUGUAUUGGGAAAGAAGGCCUUUGGAAACUUCUUAAAGAUUUUCAAGACAUUUAUGGCAAAGCUAUUCAGGUUGGAGUAAUUGGUUUCCCAAAUGUGGGGAAAAGCAGCCUCAUCAACUGCUUAAAACAAGAACAGAUAUGUAAUGUUGGUGUAUCCAUGGGACUUACAAGGAGCAUGCAGGUUGUCCCCCUGGACAAACAGAUCACAAUCAUAGAUAGUCCAAGUCUCAUUGUGUCUCCAGUUAACUCUCCCGCCACACUUGCUCUGAGAAGUCCAGCAAGUAUUGAAGAACUAAGACCAGUGGAGGCUGCCAGUGCCAUCCUGUCCCAGGCUGACACUCGACAGGUAGUACUGAAAUUCACUGUCCCAGACUUCAAGAGCCCUUCAGAGUUUUUUGCUUCGCUUGCUCAGAGAAGAGGACUGCACCAAAAAGGUGGAAGCCCAAAUGUAGAAGGUGCUGCCAAACUGUUGUGGUCUCAGUGUACAAGUGGCUCUUUAGGCUUCUAUUGCCAUCCCCCUCCAUCCUGGACUCUUUCUCCACAUUUUAAUGAAAAUAUCGUGACAGACAUGAAAUUGGGCUUGAAUCUGGAGGAACUAGAAAAGAACAAUGCUCACAGCAUACAAGCCAUCAGGAGCCCUCCUUUAGCCAGUAGCAUCCUUUUCCAGUCCUCGGGUCUGACAAAUGGAAUAACAGAGGAAAAGGACAUAGUUGAAGAAUUGCCAAAACAGAAAGAAAGAAAGCAGGAAGAGAGGGAGGACUUGGAAGCCAUCAACAGUGACCAGGAAAGUGUUGAAGAAGAAGCUGAUGGAAGUGGCUCAAACAUGUCCCCUGCUAAAGAGACCUUGACAGAUGAACAGUCUGCACAGUCUUAUGUCUUAGAUAGGAAGUCUGAAGAGAAAGAUGAUGCCUACGACUUCAGUACGGACUAUGUAUAA
Messenger RNA from Pipistrellus nathusii (Nathusius's pipistrelle), 1626 nucleotides. NCBI's taxonomy places the organism in Eukaryota, Metazoa, Chordata, Mammalia, Chiroptera, Vespertilionidae. The record is from the annotation of a GenBank genome assembly.